UUAACGUCCCCAUUCCUUGAUAGAUGCCGAGCGACCGAAGGCGCGUCUGCCAGGAGCGGACCAGAGCUCUCUGAAUUAACACGCAACACCGCCCCAUGUGUCAGUUUUAUAUAUCUUGUUGAAUUCGAUCCGUGACUCUGAGUCGGGGUUCACCCCGCCGAAGCGAUCAAAAACAACAACCACAACAACAACAUGCCGGUUCGUACCGAGUGCUGUGUUGCUUCAGCAGCGGCCUGUGUGUCCUCGGCCUCUCUUGUUCCGCCGCCCCCAAUCAACACACAGCAGCCCGGCGUGGCCACAUCGCUCCUGUACAGCGGCUCUCAGUUCCACGGCCACCAGAAGAGCAAAGGCAACUCCUACGACGUCGAAGUGGUUCUACAGUACGUAACGAUGGAGGACUCGUACCUGUGCGGAUAUCUCAAAAUCAAGGGGCUGACUGAGGAAUAUCCCACCCUGACCACUUUCUUUUCCGGGGAGAUCAUCAGUCAGAAACGGCCUUUUCUAACCAGGAAGUGGGACGCAGAUGAGGAUGUCGACCGCAAGCACUGGGGCAAGUUUCAGGCGUUUUAUCAGUAUGCAAAAAGCUUUAACUCGGACGACUUUGACUACGAAGAACUCAAGAACAGCGACUUUGUCUUCAUGCGGUGGAAGGAGCAGUUUCUAGUCCCAGACCACACAAUCAAAGACAUCAGCGGUGCUUCCUUUGCUGGUUUCUACUACAUCUGCUUCCAGAAGUCCACAGCCACCAUCGAGGGUUUCUACUACCACAGAAGCUCUGAAUGGUACCAGUCACUAAACCUCACUCAUGUUCCUAAACACAGCGCGCCAAUCUACGAGUUCCGGUGACACUAAAGCCCUCUCAGGGGGAAACUUUGAACAGAGAUAAAUAACAAAAACACUGGUCUCAAGGGAACGAUGCAGAACUGCCUAAUCAUGCCAAGUACUCAGUCAUUUUCUCUCACAACGGAGUGAAUGACAAAGACGGACAUGCGGAAGGAAGAAAUCUUCAAAGGCCAUAAGCAGAUCGUUGUGAUGGAUUGUAGGAUUUACAACAGCGUAUUUUUUUGUUUUAGUUUGUUUUUGGAUUGUUUCGUUUUUUUUUCUCCCAUUAUCAUUACUUUCAUUUUGCCUCCAGGUUUUUAAAAGCCUCCAUCUGUCCUUUUGCCAUCUUAAUUAUUGAAACUUUUUAGCCUGUGUUUUGAGAUUCAAAUAUCUCUUAGUUUUCUUUUUCCACACACGUUUAGCAUUUAAGGUUUUUUUGUUUUGUUUUGUUUUGUUUUUCCACCAGGGCAACUGGAUCAUUAGGCCAGAAAAAAUAUAGAUAACUAAAUGCAUGUAGCCAAAUUCUUUCCAAUCAGACUGUCUGAAAGCAGCUGGAUGUCUUUGAGAGAGAUGAGGUUUAAAGUGUACAUCAUUACUACACGCCUCAGUGACUUGGGCAUCGGAGUCUGUGUUUUCCGAGGUGGGAAGAACCUAAGAAGGAUCAGAAUGAUGAGGUGCUUUAGUUUGUUAGAGAGAUUGAAUAUAAUUCUAUAUUUUCUAACAAAUCUGAUUCAGAUGUUUUGACAGAGAUAUUUUAUAUCCCAUGUUACUAGUUAGAAGCUGGUUAGGCUGAGCAGGUUUUUUUGGGGGGGUCAGGGAUAAGCAGCUUUUGAGAAAAGCUAACCGACAAUAUUUUCUCCAUUUUUCGCUAUGCAACAUAAAAAUCUUAGCUCACCACUAUUUCCCCCACACAUUUAUUUUCAACACACCACUGGUAGCAUUUUUCACAUAACUAAUCACAACCAAAUGAGUAUUGCUUGGCUUGAUAAUCGGCUUAUCAGCUCGGACGGACGGGAUGAUUUCUAAUCCCGACUGCAUGACGAUUACAGAGUUCAAGCUGAGUGUUAAUGUGCAAACAGGUGACAACGGCCUGAUGGCAAACAAAUGAAAGUUGUUUUUUUUUUUUUUUCUUAACCGGCUUUCAGGUAGCAGGCCUGGAGAUACAUACAUUAUAUAUUGAAAUACAUAUAUAUAUUCUAUUACUAGCUAUAACUAUAAGAUAAAUUGUUCUGUUCUAAGCUGCAAAAAAAAGUUCAAACCUGCUUCAGAGAUUUUUAAAGCAGAGAUAGAAGUUGUGAACCGAAACGUUUCAAGUGUAACAGAACUAAAUACCUGUUGCAGAUAACUACAGCUUAGUCCUUUUAAGCUUUAUUCAAACCCUUUUGCCUUAAAUGUCAGCUGUUUGUAUGUUAUGGUUUUGAAAGUGUAGGAAUGAUUCCGGACAGGAAAUGCAUUACGUAUUGGUGUUGGAUUGUGUAAAUAGGUCGCUAAGCAAUUGCUGAGAGAAAUCUAUUUGCACACGGUCACAAUACUCGGACGUACAAUACAACGUGAUCGGUCUCACUCCACGAUCUACAAGCCCCAUUUGUGUUUAGAGCUUUGUUGUUUUUUUUUGGAAACAGAAGAAGCAUCUAUGAUCUGAGCAGAACAAACAGUAGAUCUUGGUUUGCAUACAUUUAAUCCCAGUUUUAUAUUAAGGCACCAAUUCAAUGUCUUUCCCGUAACUGUAUUCUUUUAGAUACAAAAGAAAAUGCACACUUCCUCAUAAUCAGCACACUGAGAUCACCGUAUCAGUCAUAACCGAGGAGCUUCUGAUCGAGAGCCGCACGUGACGGACUACAAGCGUUUGAAGACUGUUUUAUAAAAAGAUACAUGCAGGAAUGUAAAGUGAAAUGUUGACCCAAGAGUGGUAUAUAUAAAUAUAUAUAUAAUAAAAGUUUGUGAUGUAAAUGGCCUGCUUCCUUCUAAACAGCAUUUUAAUUGCUAGAUAUAAAAAUGAUAAAAGAUUUAUAGCUAUUUGAAGAUGGAAGUGACACCUGCUUAAGACUACAUGCUUGGGUUUUCACCCACCAUUGAAGACUUCUGCAUGGAGAACAUGACCCAGGAUCAGAGUUUACGUGCAGAACAAACAGAUGAGCUUUGUUUAAUUUGCAGUGAAAUAAAAGAUGCUGUUCAAAGA
Messenger RNA from Tachysurus fulvidraco (yellow catfish), 3001 nucleotides. RefSeq names its product GID complex subunit 4 homolog (gene gid4). Gene Ontology annotation, biological process: protein targeting to vacuole; proteasome-mediated ubiquitin-dependent protein catabolic process; negative regulation of gluconeogenesis. The coding region runs from base 193 to 846 and encodes 217 amino acids. The transcript is spliced from 6 exons. The record is from RefSeq and is a predicted model, not a curated record. Lineage: Eukaryota; Metazoa; Chordata; Actinopteri; Siluriformes; Bagridae. Gene Ontology annotation, cellular component: extrinsic component of membrane; GID complex.